Cercospora beticola is the source of this 774-nucleotide messenger RNA. Its product is annotated as SDR family NAD(P)-dependent oxidoreductase. The record is from RefSeq and is a predicted model, not a curated record. NCBI's taxonomy places the organism in Eukaryota, Fungi, Ascomycota, Dothideomycetes, Mycosphaerellales, Mycosphaerellaceae.
AUGGCAUCACUCGCCGGCAAAGUUGCCUUGGUCAGCGGGUCUUCGCAAGGAGUGGGUGCCGCUAUUGCGCGGGAUCUGUUCGCACGAGGAGCCUCCGUCGUCAUCAACUACCCCAAUCACACCGAGAAAGCAAACGCAGAUAAGGUGUUGCAGAGCCUGGAUUCCCGUCGAGCAAGUGCCGUCGAAGCAGAUUUGUCCACGCAGCAAGGACCACAAAAUCUGGCUGACUCGGCUGCCAGAGCAUUUAGAAAGAUUGAUGUGCUAGUGAAUAGUGCAGGCAUCAAUCGGCCUGCAUUGCUGAACGAUCCAGAUGACGACAGCGUCGAGAGACUGUGGCACGAUGUCACCUACACCAAUGGCAGAGGCCUCUUUUUGCUCACCAGAGCCGUGCUGAAAUAUCUUUGCUGCGACAACUCGCGCAUCAUCAACAUCGGCAGCUCGGUAUCUCGCACUCCAGCGCCAGAGUCCAGCAUCUAUGCGGGGUCCAAAGGCAUGGUGGAGGCCUAUACGCAGUGCUGGGCGACUGAGUUGCCACGGAAAUAUGGAUGUACUGUAAACGCAGUAGCUCCAGGUCCUGUUGCAACGGAAGCCUUUUUGGCGGCCCCGCCUGAGAUCGUGGGCGUUUUGCGGCCGAUGGUUGAUGCUACUCCUGUGGCUGCACGCUUGGGCACGCCAGAGGAGGUUGCGUGCGUUGUUGUCAUGCUUUGCCAAGACAAGGCCGGAUGGAUCAAUGGAGCGUAUCUGCCGGUUAAUGGAGGCUGCAGUAUUUGGUAA